GUGGAUGUAGGCAGGCAAGGUAGUAAGUAAAAGUGGUUUUGAUAUCAUAACUUUUUAUACCUUGGUUGUUGAAGAUGUCGUCGACGGUUGGAAAGUCUCGUCUCGCCUUCUCGCGAACAUGGCACUACGUUGACGUCGGCAGUGACCCUCGCAGUCUCGGUCGCGUCGCCUCCUCCAUUGCCCUUACUCUCAUGGGCAAGAACAAGCCCAUCUAUGACCCCUCUACUGACUGCGGCGACUAUGUCGUGGCUGUCGGCUGUCACGAUCUCCGCGUCACCGGCAAGAAACGUCAACAGAAGAAGUACUACACCCACAACACCCGGCCCGGUAGUCUGCGGAGCAUGACUAUGGAUAAGAUGUUUGAGAAAUGGGGUGGUGGUGAGGUUCUCCGGAGGGCGGUUAGAGGCAUGUUGCCUAAGAAUCGGCUGAGGGAUAAGCGGUUGGCGAGGUUGAAGACUUUCGAGGGUCUCGCUCACCCCUACAAGGAAAACAUCGUCAAGAUCAACGGUCAGUCGGUCAUUGGAAACCUCCCCGAGGUUAAGGAGGCGUUCAAGGAGGCCGCGGUGGCUAAGACGGAAACGUCGGCUUAAGUGUCUCGUUGUCUACUGUCUAUUGACUGAUACCAUGCGGUGUAUUACUGUACUUUUACCUAUCAUUGAUAUUGUCGUUGUCAUGUAUAACUUGCUAGCGCAUGGGUGGGAG
Molecule: messenger RNA, 702 nt
Organism: Aspergillus sclerotioniger CBS 115572
Lineage: Eukaryota; Fungi; Ascomycota; Eurotiomycetes; Eurotiales; Aspergillaceae
Product: mitochondrial 54S ribosomal protein uL13m
Exons: 3
Coding region: 75-590 (171 amino acids)
Biological process (GO): negative regulation of translation; translation
Cellular component (GO): ribosome; mitochondrial large ribosomal subunit
Molecular function (GO): structural constituent of ribosome; mRNA binding
Source: RefSeq, a predicted model, not a curated record